Messenger RNA from Lytechinus pictus (painted urchin), 4351 nucleotides. RefSeq lists its product as uncharacterized. The record is from RefSeq and is a predicted model, not a curated record. The coding region runs from base 425 to 2047 and encodes 540 amino acids. Gene Ontology annotation, biological process: transmembrane transport. Gene Ontology annotation, cellular component: membrane. The transcript has 5 exons. Gene Ontology annotation, molecular function: monocarboxylic acid transmembrane transporter activity. Lineage: Eukaryota; Metazoa; Echinodermata; Echinoidea; Temnopleuroida; Toxopneustidae.
ACAACUCCCUGGUCGUUAGACUAGAGUUUCGGGUCAUAAGUAGAGCUCACACAGUGUUUACUAACAAAAUACCCUGAAUAGAGUCAGUAGGGAGUUGUCCCUGGGUUUAGUGAGGUAUGGAAAUAUUGAAAACUCUAUUUGUAAUGGCUGUCGAUUCGGCCUUGUACUGUUCGAGCCGUUAUUCAAUGCACAGUACAAUCAUCAAACGAUAUCGAGAAAUGGUACACGGAUAUGCCUUCAAUUUCGACAUCGUCAUCAUCGCGGGGUGUUUUGAAUCUCCUUCCACCAUUUUUUUUAUCCAGAUUUUUUUUCUUUCUGUGUAUAAGUUUAUGAAAGUGACUAUGAACUACUGACAGUGAAGAUUACAGAAGAGAAGCCAGGAGCAAUAUUUACCACAAAAUUUCAAGUGCAACUGGUAAUAUCAAUGGAUCAAUCGCAAAGCAACGAUGUCCCCAUCUCUAACUGGAAGUGGGGUUACGCUAUCCUACUCUCCAAAUUCGUGAUCAAUAUUUGGGCUGGCAUCCCCAAAUCAUUCGGCGUUCUCCUUCCUGAGAUGGUUGAUAGAUUCAGCGCGAAUUACGCCACUUUAGGAUUCGUCUGUAGUAUUCCCGGUACAAUCACGCUCUUUUUAGGUCCCUUUGCUUCCUUGGUCCUCAAGCUCGUUGAUCAUCGUGUUGCUGCUAUGUCAGGAGCGGUAAUAAUCGGAGUGUGUCUAAUAUCAUGUGGCUUCACCUACAAUAUCACUGCUUUCGGUAUCCUUCUUGGACUUACAGGUGUCAGAUCUUUUGUAUAUUUACCAAUUACGCUCCAGUUGAACCAAUAUUUCAAGGAGAACUUCGUUUUGGUCAAUAUGCUAGCAUCCUUCGGUACAACAGUUGGUAUAAUGUUCCUACCUAUCAUUACUGAGCGGUCGCUGGAAGCUUACGAUUAUCAUGGAGCGUUUCUGAUACUUGGUGGAAUCGUGCUUCAUAUGGUUGCAGCGGCAGCCGCCAUUCGGAAACCGAUAUACAAGACCACAGGCCAUAUCACUGAACAGGCUGCUUGUGAUAGAGAUACAUCAGAGAUCGACUGUCAUGAACUUUGUGGCGAUAAGAAAUGUAGCUUAAAGAUUGAAGGAAGUAAACAAGUUCAAGGGACGACGAAAUGUGGAUCAAAUAGGGAUACGACUGAGCUUGUUGCAGAUGUUAGUUGGCAUCACACAGGAAACACUUGUACUACUGCGAAACAUUUCAAGGACCUAAACAAUGUAAAUGGAGGAAAACGGUGUCAAGAUGAUGGAGUGAUAUCAUAUGACGAUGACAUUAACCGAAAUGAGCAGGAAAAUAUUCCUUUGGCAGAUUAUGGAAGCUAUCCUGACAUACCCAAUAAAAAGCGCGACAGGUUGACUUCUACUGAUGCUAAUCAGGAUCAUGGUGACGGUUCUCAGAAUACAUUCUGCUCGCUAUUAAUAUCACGCUGUAAACUCUUCAUGACCAAUGAAAUGCUAUUCUUGAUAUGCAUCCCAUCGAUUUUCUUUUAUGUUUAUGGUUUCGACGCUUGGGUAUUGUUCCUGGUGCCUCACGCAGAAGACCUUGGAAUCAGUUCAUCUAAGGCCGUUUUCCUGUCUUCAAUUGGUGGAGUCGGUGGGCUAAUUGGCAGAUUAAUUGUUAUAUUUUUACUCUUUAAGAAAAUCGACAUGAUCAAAAUCUACAUCUUAGUCGGUUUUAUAAACAGUUUGACCUUUUUCUUGGAUUUCAUCGGUGAAUCGUUCCUCGUUCGUUCAGUCUGGGCAUUCAUUCAGGCAGUCUGCUUUUUCAUACAGGACACGUCUGGUGCAACGUAUCUGAAAUUAGUUUUGAGAGAUGAAAGCAACUUCAGUUUCGCCCUUGGGCUGAUAAUGCUUGCUCAAGGUUGUGGCAGUAUCUCUUCCGGAGUUUUCACAGGCAUCUUACUGGACUUCACUCAGUCCUACACCAAAGUCUUCAUGAUAACUGGAAUCAGUAGCGCAUGCUACACCGUCAACGUAAUAGUCAUAUUUAUACUCUUAAAAGGGAGAUUGGAUACAUAAAUGACGAAACCAGCAUCUCUGAUGGAAACACCAUAUCAGCUAAAAAAAAACAACGACUUAAUUAAUUUUACCAAGGGGCGCUUUUUAUUAAUUUUGAUAUCAGACAUUCUUAUCUAUGUAAAUAUGAAAGUUUGAAAAAUUACAAAAACCCCUCAAUAACGUUUAGCAUCUCGAGUUUGAGCGUAAUGUAUUUUUAUUACUACAUCAUCAUAUCGUAUCAUUUAAAGUAAUGAGUCGAAUGCUAAUGGAAUCAUAAAAUGAGAAGUUUAGAUAUUAUGCAGAAAUGAAAAAAAAGAAACGUUGCAUGAAUAAUACUAAUGUACUGAUCCGUGAGGUCCACGCGGGGUGAAUUCUCAUUCUUCAUAUUGACGGUUGUGCGUUAUUUAUCAGUAGUUCGUAAAGAGUAAAUUGUUAAACAAAUACCUCUUUGAUUCAACAUGUCUUUAUUAAGGAUUUCAUCCAAAAUGAAUUACAUCAACUCGAGGUAAAUCUCCAAACCUUCCUGUUCUGUAAACAACAGUCAACCAAUAUAUUUCAACAACCAAAUAAUAAUAAGGGAAUGAAAUGCCUUAAAAUGUACAUACUACGUGUAAGAGAACGAAACCACGCCCCGACCCUCUAUGUCGAUCUCAAAAUAUAUGAUGAUUAGUAUUCAUGAAUGAUUGCCGAGAACAUACUUCUAUACUGCGCGUCCCCAAAAAAUGUCCCUCUGACAUAGGACUAAAUUAAUUCUAAAAUGUGGUAGUACUCUCAAAUAAAUAUUCAUGAGUAGAAAGCUCAUUUCAUGAUCUAACUUCUAUGGAAAUUUAAUUGGUCGCGCUUCUGCGGUUUUGAAUACACACUCUGCUACGUAACAGUGGAGCAUUUUAGCUCAUUCCAAGUUUGCAUGCAUAUCUGCAUUGUCUAUGGCAUGUUAACCCCCAUUUUUACAUCCAGGAUCUGAGCAGGGAAAUUUCCCUAAUCCUAUCCAGGCUCAUCAAAUCAUAAACUUGGGCAUGUUCGGAAGGACAAGGAAAAAAAAAAAAAGUUUGUUUGAUGAUUGAUAAGGGGAAUCAGUGCACCAACUUGACAGAAAAUGGGAAUGAUUGAUGAGUGAAAUAAGCUGAAAAAUAAAGGGGAAUCCACAAGCUAAUCACCAUUUGUGAAAAGGAACUUUACCAGAGAAAAAUUUGACUUUUUCUUUUAAAAAGUUACAUUGAAAUAACUUGACCACAGUAGCUUAUUAACUAAAACAGUAAUAAAACAAAAAUGCAGUAUCAGGCAUGAAUUAGGCAUGAAUCAGACAUGACCCAUUGUCUUAAUCACUAUGCAUCUCCCAUUAUCAAACAGGAAAUGAACUGUCAAAUAUUGUUUUUGCCCUUCUGAACAUGCUCAACUUUGUGAUUUGAUGAGCGCCUGGUUAGAUCAUGGAGAUUUCCCUGGUCAGAUCAGGGAAUUCCUUGGUCAGAAUGGUCAAAGGGAGUUGAUAUGCUAGAAAGUGUAGAACACACAGUAGUGCUGCAUGAAUGCAAACUUGGAAUGGGCUGAAAAGCACCCGUAAUAGACUGUAUUCAAAACCACUGAAGCGAGACCAAUGAAUUUUUUUAUAGAAGUUAGAACAUGAGAUGGGCUUCCUAGUUCCAUACAUUUCAUUGAGAAUAAUUUUUAAUUUUUGGAAGUAAUUUAGCCGCAUAUCAGAGGGACAUUUUUUUGGGACGCGCUGUUUAAUUGCAUCGCCCCAUAUUUGAAUUUACUCCAACACCCCCCCCCCCCUGCCUAUAUAUCACCGGACCAAAAUAAUGCUGGUUGUGUGAUGCUAUUAUGAUACUGCAACAAAUAAUUAAACAAAUGGUCAAAAGAAUUUUAGUGAAGGUAACUUCUUCUUUCUUAUUUAUUUACAUACAACAGGUAACUAAGUGUUAAAGAAUAUUAAAUGAAUUAUCUUACAUAAUAUCUUAAAGAUUCGGCUAUGAGUAAUCCAAAAUUAUGAUAGUCCUAUAUAACAAUCAAAAUUGGCUGGCAAGGAGUUCCUUAAAUGAAAGUCCAAAAUGCUGGCGAUGAUGAAAUUGAUGUUGAAACCUGAUGAAUAAUAAGUCACUUUAACGAGUUGUUCAUGUCCGUGAAGACGAAGUUGAUGAUGAUAAACAGUCAGUUUCAGCAAUCCAUGGGUUGACAAAUGUUCUGUAAAACAGGAUGACGAUCUAUAUAAGAACUAAGAAUUCCUCUCUCAAAAUAACUACAAACAGUUUAUUGAUGGUGUGCAAAUAAUUCCACAGAAGAUGAAUUUAGUAUUCCAGUUGGAAAUAAACUAUGCUCUGACAUAAA